UUACAGUUACGCACUAACGUAGACUACGUAGUUUCAACUAGCAUAUCUCCUUUCACUGCUAUCCGUCAUCGCGGCAGCGAAUGAGUUCCUUGACUUUCCAAAUUCUUUCUUUGCGCGGCUUUUGCUCUGCAGUUUCUGAGUUAGUAACUGUUCGUCUUUCCGAAAUCUCCACGAAAUUCGUCGAAAAGCAUUAUUCAAGAAAUUUCUCGGCUUUUUAGGGUUUUCAAGGAUAUAUUGGUUGAGUUUUCAGAAGUAAAUUGAAGCUUUCAGUGAUUAUCAAUCCACACACACUCACUUUUAUCAGAGAGCUUGUUUCAAGCUCUCGAUUCCAUAUGGCAUCAUCGCCGUUCAAGUCCGCAUCGGAGCCAGCCGUACUGGAGAAGCUUAUCACCGAUUUUUUCGCCAAAAGUGUACAUGUUAUUCUUGAAUCAAGGUCUUCUGCCCGAAACUACAAUGCUGAGCCUUUCAACUCAUCUCCUUCCUCCUCGCCUUCAUUGAACAUCCGGCCAGGGGAAAAACGGAUCAACUUGGCCCUCAGAGACUGUCCUACUGCCCUAGAGAGCUUUGAUAUGUGGCGGCAGAGCAACCUUGAGCCAUUGGUUCUUGACAUAGUCUUGGAUCGUAGGAAAUCAAUUCGGAAUGCGAAUUGUGCUUCUCCUGGUGGGAUUUUUGUGCGGAAUCUCUCUUCGGGACGAGAUGAAUUUGGCCGUCUCAAUAGAAGUGAAACGAUUGUGGAGAGGUGGAUUGUGCAGUACGAAAGUCAAAGUAUAAGUCAACCCGGAAGGGAAUCUUCUUAUCGAGGAAGUAAGAAAGGUAGCAGGGCUACAUACCAUUCAUCUGAAUUCCAGAUCAUGUACAAGAAGGCUUACAGAAAGAUCAUGGUUCUGCUUAGAUCUCUGUAUGUUAUGGUUAGGCUUUUGCCGACUUUUAAGCUCUUCAGGGAUCUCAAUGCCUCGGGUCAGGUACACCCAUAUAUACUUUCUCAUAGAAUUUCUUCGAUUGCUGAGCCAUUCAGUCGAGAGGAAGAUGCUCUGAUGAGCCAACAUGACUUUGGGCAACUUGAAUUUUCUUUUGGAAAAUUGUCCAUUUUUGUUGCCUAUUUGAAGACACUCGAGGAUCUGAGCUCAGGGCCUUCCACUCCCAUAUCUACAGAAUUUAUAAUGGAUUACGUGGGGAGCCCAGUGGUCGAUCCUCUGAAGAGGUUACUAUCCCUUCCUACUGCUGGAUCAGCACCUUCACAUGCUUCAUUUAGCCGACAGCAUAGUUGGAGCAAUGAUCAUGAAGAAACUCCUUUUUCUCCUACUCCAUCACCCACAUAUUCUGAUUCUCAAGCUUUGUAUCAUAAUUUAAAUCCCUGCCUCCCCCCUCGUUAUAUUUUGCCUAAAAAUUCUACCACGCUAUGCUCCAUCUCAUGCGUUUCAUUUGCUGGCAAUGCAAAAAAUAUUAGUGAGUACUGGCCCUCACCGCCAUUUUCACCGUCAUCUUCUUCCCCAUCUAGUCCAACCCAUCCAUAUAGUGCCUUUUCGCAGUCGGAGGGUGCUUCGGUUAGCAUUCCGUUACCUUGGCAGAAAGGAAGUGAUGGAGGUCAAAAUCAAGGUCUGUCUCCAUCUCCUUAUUAUAAGAGCAAGAGGGAGGGAAGGCCUUCUCAAGUAGAUACCCUUCGAGCUCAAGAAAACACAACAUCUGCUCUUAAAAAGUUUUCACCAGAAAAUAAGCCGCAAUUAAAGAUUGAAUCCUCAAGGUUCAUGGAGUUUCAGACUAGUAUGGUACCACCGAAGAUUGAAUCUACUGGGAGAGAGCUCAACAGCUUGAGAACUCCGUACAGUCCACCACAAAUAUCAUCUAGAAGUUCAAGCAAGUUGUCUUUCAUGGAUGAGUUUGAUGACUCUGACUUUAUCUGCCCUUUUGCUGAAGAUGAUGAGGUGUCAAAUUCAUUCAGGGUUGAAUCUGCCGUCAGCAACGAUUGUUUUGCUGAGAACUUGUGUCCUAAGAAGUCGAUGGCCAUUAGAAGAUCGCCAGAUGCAGCUGUUGGUGAGCUUGUAUGGAUGCUUAGGAGUGCACCACCACUGCGGCUUAACAAUUCCAACCCAUUAAGAUCAAAGCAAGUCUUCAAAGAUGAAGUUUCAAGCCAGAAAAACCUGCAGGGCAGGAUUGAAAAUACUAAGGAAGAUGAUUUGAAUAAGGUUGAUGGUACUUUGUGUUUGGAUAUUACAGCUUCAGAUCUCUUCAAGUCAAGGACUGCUGCUGAUGCAUUUAAAGAACUCCAGACAUAUAAGAAUAUCAGGGAAUUGAUACUUAAGCAUGGUGGAUCCUGAGGGCGAGAUUUUGAAUAUAUUGCAAAAUCAUAUUCGGGAGAUGCAUAAAAGGCUGUAUGAUUUCAUUUUAUUUGUGUAAAUAUGUACGUCGUAUAAUUUUACAUUAAGGUUUCGUUUGGGACGGU
Dendrobium catenatum is the source of this 2440-nucleotide messenger RNA. RefSeq names its product autophagy-related protein 13b. The record is from RefSeq and is a predicted model, not a curated record. Gene Ontology annotation, cellular component: cytosol; extrinsic component of membrane; Atg1/ULK1 kinase complex. NCBI's taxonomy places the organism in Eukaryota, Viridiplantae, Streptophyta, Magnoliopsida, Asparagales, Orchidaceae. Bases 333 to 2315 code for a protein of 660 amino acids. Gene Ontology annotation, biological process: piecemeal microautophagy of the nucleus; protein localization to phagophore assembly site; autophagosome assembly. The transcript has 3 exons.